Messenger RNA from Pisolithus orientalis, 1235 nucleotides. RefSeq lists its product as uncharacterized. The transcript is spliced from 7 exons. The coding region runs from base 64 to 1008 and encodes 314 amino acids. The record is from RefSeq and is a predicted model, not a curated record. Lineage: Eukaryota; Fungi; Basidiomycota; Agaricomycetes; Boletales; Pisolithaceae.
GCAGUACUGCAGGACAGUGUAACUAAUACGAGUUCUUUUCAACGCUCGUAGGCAACAGCCAGAAUGACGGACGUCCCCAGCAAGCUCGGAGAAUUGAUGCUUCAAGGAUGGGUCCUGACUGAUAAUCCUUGCCCUGCAUCCGGCUGCAGGGGAGUACCACUGCUGAGAUCCCCUAAGGGGCAAGAGCCCAUGGUUCAGCACUGUGUUAGUUGCGAUAGGUCUCCUACUGAUGUCAGUCAGACACAAUCGCAGGCUUCAUCUAUUGUCUCGUCAGAAUCGUAUGCCUCACGCCCGUCGACUCCACCCACAGAGAUAUUCAGCAAUUUGAGUUCCCCCACAUUUGCCCCUCCCGCUGUAACGGAAGAGACCAGACGUCGCCGUCAGCAGUCGGACAAUGCGUCCACGGAAAUUGGCAAACGGCUGUUGAAAGGAUGGACUAUGCUAGGUGAGGAGUGCCCAAACUCCAGAUGUUACGGCAUCCCUCUCGUUAGGCCCCCAACAAAAAAUGGAGUUAAAGACACUCGCAAGGAAUGCGUGGCGUGUGGAACCGUGUACAUGAAUGAAAGCGAUGCUGAGGCAUUGCAGCGUCUUACUCCCAUAUCUUCGUCUGCCGAACACGCCUCUGCUCAUUUGACGGGCGGUCCCGGGCUGUCGAUCAUUGCUUCAACUGUCGCACCCAUCAGUCCGGAGCCUUUACAACUUCCUACGCUCGAUCCCGCCCCACAAAUACAGUUAGCCAUAGGAAACCCUAAUCGACUUCCUGACGCACGAAACAGUCGUUUGGUUCCGAGGCAUGGUGUUGCCACACCUGAUACAGCGGCUCAAGCUCUGCAGCUUGCUCUUGGAGUACUCUCAGAAAAGCUUACCCUGGCAUGUACAGCCCCUAGCCUAGUGGAUCUUUCAUCUGUUGCUGCAACUUCCGACGCGAUCAACAAAGUUGCUCAAGCAUUGGGACAAGUGAAUCGCCUCCGACAGCAGGAUUACGGUCGGAGCAGCUCAUUAUCGUAGUGUCACAGUGGGCAAACAAGGCGUAAUUAAUGAUGACUGACAACAUCUGUAGCGAUGCGAAAAAUGAUGUAUGAUAGGUGGGGAUGGAUUAUUUCCGAGUCCUGUGAUGCGUCUGUAGGACCGACCCAUGGCCUGACUUGCUACAGCGAGUAGCAUGAAGUAAGUUUGGAUUUGGGGCCUUGAAUUUAAUGAGAUGUGGUGGUGUGGUCAAACCCUAAUCGUAGUUG